UCAUGAACCGUCAAGAAAGACAUGUAUUACUAUUAUUCAAAAACUGCAUAUUUAGAAUUAAAAUAAAAUUGUAUUUUGUUUGUGACGUGCGAAAUGUUGUCUCCCCUGAUAGCCUCCCUUGGGGAGACAUCAGAACUUAAUUUAUAAAUUGUAUUACUAGGGGAGCCAAGGCCCGAAGGAGAAAUUUUUACUAGAAAAUAAUUCCACUCGGUUCAGUAUUCAGACGGGAUCCUUACUGGAACCUGGUUGGAGUAAAACUUUUUCUAGUAAAAUUUUCUUUAGAUUUUAACAUCUAGCAGUUAAAUACUUAAAAAUAUAGUAACAUAAAUAUCUUUUUCUUCAUACAAACCAGAGAGAUGCAGUUUAUUUAGAACGAUCUAAUAAAUGUAGAGUCCAAGAAACGAAUGACUCAUAAAGCGAUAAUGGAACUCUAUUGAAAUUUAUUAUCUACAGUCUCCAAUUGAUUUAAUAACGCAUAAGAAAUAUUUUCACUGUGAUAAAUGCUUUAAAUAUACAAAUAUUUCGUAAUUGUUAUUUAUCAUUGCGGAAGCUAGUGGUCUUUUUGUAAUUUUCAAUUAUUCCUUUUCUUUGGGCUCAAGGCAACAACAAGCCUCGCUAAGUGCUCAGGUAAGCUACUCCUUUACCCCAUCAUUAAUAAAUACCUAACAAAUAAACAAGCUUGAAAAUAAGCUGGCCAUGUUGUUGGAAAGCGGAUUUGUGGUAUAAUGCUCUCAGAGUGGAGACCGUAAAUAGAGAAAUACCACCCGUCCAAAGCCAGCAUUAGUAGUGUUUAAUCAGGAAGGGCCACUUACAAUAUAAUUUUUAAAACCAAUUGAGAUUUAUCUUUUAACCCCGUUUAAUACGUCAUUCCAUUUUUUUCAAUUAUUUAAAACAAAUAGAGGUAGAUUAGCUUCUUUUAAAGCUUUUAGACUCUUUGGCCAAUUUCACCUAAGUUUAAAAAAACCAACAGGCUUAGAUGAAUGAUUGGUAUUUCUUCUACCACAGGGAGACCAAUCAUUUAUCUAUGCCUAAAGCUAUGGGGUUGUAAGAGUUUGACAUAUAUCUGAAAACGAUGUUUGUGAUCAUUUUCAUAAAACCAUAAAAAAAUCUCAAUAUAGCAACCACGUCGCAACGGGGUGGAAAUAGAAAUAAAAGAAUAUCAUGGAGUGUGGCAGUUUUUUGGGCCAGUUAAAAAUCUGUACUUAGCAUGAUAUUUCAAACCAUUGUUGAUAAACCGACACUUUAGUUUGUCAGACAGUGUCAACCAGUGUAAAAAAGUGUCUUAAGUGUAGUUGCAAAAAUAUACUAAAUUCUUAGGAAUGAACUGGCAUCUGUACUAAUAAAUUGAGGCGUUAGAUGUUAUUUGAUGAAUAGUGACAAAAUCAGCCGUCGUCAACCUUUUUCUGAAUAUGUUCAACAGAACCAUGUUUUCAUACGAUUUCAAUAUUCCACGUGAUAUAACUCAUAUCGCACACAUGACAAAGACAGUUUUUGUCACAAACAUUUAUAUCACUAAAGACCCUCAUCCUUUUUAACAUAACUAUAAAUACUAGCGAAAACAGUUUACCUUCUUAUUCACUCACUGAAAACAAAUCAGUAAACUACUCGGUAUACUUGUGAAAGUGUUUCUAAUAAUAAACUAAGUAAAGAAUGGUGAUUUGUGUUUUUAUUUUUACCUCGAUUUCAAGGAGCCGUGAGGGUUCAAAUUACGAUAUGAAAAUAAAAUCCAACAUUACACCUCAUUUUGAGUAAGUAAUACUAUAACACAUUAUUUUUGUUACUGUUGUUAGCCUGAUCAGAUUUUUUUCAAGCAGAAAUAAGAAUUCCUUAGCAGUUUAAGCUAAAGAUCCCUUACGUUCGUCAUCCCUGCUCUCUCAUUAACGUUCAUUAUUUUGACACCAUUGCGUGGACCACACAGACGCGAAGUGAUGAGGUUGGUCCCCUGUAUAGUCGAUCAGUAGCUCGGCCGCCUCCGCAGGCGUGCUGACACGUCCGAGAUGGCAGCCUCACAUACCGGCCAGAGCAUCUAGUGCAGACCCGUCCCUCCCCGACAACGGGAUGGGACCAAACCCAAAAGAUAUUUACUUCCUCCAGCAUAUCUACUCGGGCCGCCAUGGCUGCACAGACGAGAGGACGUUUGCUCCUUUUAUUGUUCUGUGUACUUAACAGUGGGAGAGGGGUCGAUGACAGGGAAAUCUUCGAUGUCCUCUCCGUAGUACGGAACGACCAGCUGCCAGAUGGCGUCACUCGGAUCCCUGGCCGUUGCCAGUCCCCCUCCACUCCCGAAGACCAGUACACCGGCUACAGCCUCAACGAGAACGCCACGUUGCAUCAACUGUCAGCAGGGAUGUUCUACAAUACCUUUCCCGAAGACUUCUCCAUUUUAACAGUUUUACGGUUACCAAAUACAGAUCAGAACCCGUUGUUUGUGCUGUACUCUGACGCUGGAGACGAGCAGCUCCAGGUGGUGGUGGGACCGAUGAUCGAACUGUACUACGAGGACACGCGGGGAGAUCCGCAGGACAACGAGCUGCUUACAUUCAGACACAGCGUCGCUGAUGGAAGGUGGCACCGAUUAGCGCUCAGUAUCAAAGGGGACUCUGUGACAUUAAUGCUGGACUGUGAAGUGCAGGAGACUCUCCGCUUGGACCGUAAACCGGGAAGCACCUUCAAUUUGGCUGGCGCACUGGUAGUGGGCCUGCAAGUCACACCUGAUCAGUACUAUGAAGGUGACCUUGAAUUAUUGCAAUUUUCAAACAGACCAGACACAGCGUUCGAUAUGUGCGUCGAGAUAGCGCCAGAUUGCAAUGGCUUUGGUAACACUCAAAGCUAUUAUGGAUCUGAAGGAGAUUUGAGAAAAGAAAAUGCUUACUCAGUGGUCGAAAGAGAUCGUCAAACCGAAUUGCACUUUAAAGUCUCAACUGAGAGUCCAAAUAUCGACGACACACUGACGUCUGAUGGUGACGACCGGAGAAAUGACGUAGUAGGUAGAAGGAGAUUUUUUCAUGAAAGGAAUCAUUCGCACAAUACUUGGGACUUUGCUGGAGGUGAACUAACUACACAAGCGCCGGUGUGGUCGCUGCCUAACUUCGUAGCAGUUACUGCUCAAUAUCCUGCUCUGACCGAUUCUGAUGAAAACAGUAUAUUUGGAAGUUUCACCGCUGAAAACGAAGUUUAUCCCAUUGAAGCAAACUACGUUUAUAACUCACCGGAACCACAAGAAAAUACUACACCCAGAUUGAAACGUGGUGAUGACGAAAACGAAGAACCGGAUUUUACUACAGUCAUCACCACUGAGUCGUACCUGCCUAUGACGACCACAGAGGAUGACGAUUGGCUCACUCACCCUCCAGACACGGGAAACGGCUCAAUAGAAUACGAAACCUAUUACGACUACGGCGGUGCGGGCAGGUACCUGGGCCCGCGCGGAUACCCGGGUCCUCCCGGAGCGCAGGGCCCACGCGGUCCCAAGGGAGAGCCUGGCAAGCCAGGCGCGGAAGGCCAGCAGGGCUUCCCGGGCGCGCCGGGGAACGUGUUUGUCGUUCCCUUACACCAGAAUAGCAACGAGAAAGGACCGGACGCACAAGCUGAAGCGUUGCGCCAAAUGUUCACACAGCACAUGGCUGCGAUGCGAGGUGCUGAUGGACCAAUGGGCCUUACAGGACCAAUAGGUCCAGAAGGGGAGAUCGGACCUGAAGGAGCAAAGGGUGAGCAAGGGGAACAAGGAGAACCGGGUCCACCAGGCCCCAGGGGUUCACAAGGCCCCCUAGGUCGUCUAGGGCGCAGGGGCCACGCAGGAAGAGAUGGGGAGCGCGGAUCUCCCGGGCCACAAGGAGCCAAAGGGGAACCGGGUUACCCGGGCUUGCCUGGGAUGCCUGGGGAUAAAGGCGAAAGGGGCACACCUGGGCUGCAAGGGGAAUCAGGCGCCCCGGGACAAGAUGGCCCGCCCGGUGAUGACGGACCCACUGGACCGCCGGGACUGAUAGGAGAAUUGGGACCAAGAGGUUUUAUGGGACCGAGAGGUUUUCCAGGAUUAAUAGGUUAUCCGGGCAUCCCUGGGAUCGAAGGACCACAGGGUUCAAAAGGGGCGUCAGGUCAACCGGGACCACCUGGACCUCAAGGUCCACCUGGACUUAUGGGAACACCAGGCUCUCCAGGACCUCAGGGUUCUAUAGGAGCUCCCGGAAUACAGGGUCCACAAGGUAAACCUGGUAUUUCAGGUUUGCCUGGACCUGAGGGCAUCCCGGGGAACCCUGGCAAUCCAGGACAACAAGGAUCACUCGGCGAUAUUGGACCACAAGGUCCCCAGGGAAUGACUGGCUUUCCUGGUCCUAGAGGACUUAAAGGAGAUGAUGGCCCCCGAGGCGUACCAGGUGACAAAGGAGAUAAGGGAGUCAGAGGUAUCGAAGGUGAAAAAGGUGAAAUGGGUCCCAAAGGAGAACGCGGAUUAUCGGGAGAAACAGGUCCACCGGGAAUAGAAGGACCUGAAGGUCAAAAAGGUGUUGAAGGACCUAGAGGAGAAACUGGCCCGAUAGGACCAACGGGUGAAAAGGGUGCUACAGGACCACAAGGGCUACAGGGGUACCCUGGCAGCCAAGGCGAUAAAGGAGAUAAAGGGGCCUCUGGAAGAAGGGGCAGAAGAGGUGCUAAAGGACUCAUGGGCUUAGUUGGAUCACCAGGUGAUCGUGGUGAAACGGGACCUAGGGGAUAUAGAGGUCCUCAUGGACGAAGGGGGUCUGAUGGUCCACCAGGGCCCAAGGGAGACACUGGACAACCGGGCCCACCCGGGUCUGUGGGUGAACGUGGUCCUCAAGGCUUAGAAGGUCUUCGUGGAUUCCCUGGGGCGAUGGGUCCGCCCGGAUCUGAUGGGAAACCUGGCAUGCCAGGUCCUCCCGGAGAACGUGGUCCAACGGGAGCUCCAGGUUCAGUUGGUCUAACAGGCCCACUGGGUCCUAUUGGGCCUCAAGGUCAAAAUGGGGAGCCGGGUCCAUCUGGACCUCCAGGAGCACCGGGUAUACCCGGCUCUCCUGGUGAAAUGGGCGCUCCUGGAGAAAUGGGCAAGGAAGGAGUGCCGGGUCCUCCAGGACCCGAAGGGAAACCUGGACCCGCGGGAUCGCCGGGCCCACCUGGGCAACUAGGUGAAACUGGAAUGCCAGGACCACAGGGAGUAUCUGGUAGUAAAGGUGACAUGGGUCCGAUUGGCCCGCCCGGCGCAAGAGGUGAUAAAGGAGAACGGGGUGAACCCGGACAUGAGGGGCCCCAGGGAUCGAUAGGGCGCGAAGGUCCACGCGGCCCCCCAGGCCCUGGAGGGCAGAAGGGAGAAAUCGGAGAAGCUGGUCCAAUUGGACCCGUGGGUAGAGAUGGCCUACCAGGACCUAGGGGACUGACAGGUGCUCCAGGACCCGUCGGACCUCCUGGUGAAGACGGGGACAAGGGCGAAGCUGGUCCACCAGGCGAAAAAGGAUUCAAAGGAGCAAAUGGAGAACCCGGCCCGUCAGGUUCUCCUGGUAUUCAAGGAUUGCGAGGUGAAACGGGACCAGUUGGGUUACCUGGCGAUAAAGGUCCCCAGGGCGAUCUGGGACCACCUGGCACAACAGGUGCCGACGGACCCAGAGGAUUGCCUGGUCCACUCGGACCGACUGGACAGCAAGGAGAAAAGGGUCAACCAGGACCGAAAGGAGAUACCGGAGAUCCCGGACAAAUGGGACCCACGGGCCCGACGGGAUCUACUGGGCCACCUGGAAGAAGAGGUCCUAAAGGCUCCCCUGGGGAGCCAGGCCCGAGGGGGGCAGAAGGACAGCAUGGCGAUACCGGAGCCCCCGGAGCACCCGGAGCCCCUGGCCCUCAGGGACCUGAAGGGAAAUUGGGUCCUCGAGGGCCGCUUGGGCCUAAAGGCGACGAUGGUCCAACAGGUCUACAAGGCGAAACUGGACCCAAAGGACCUCCAGGGAUUGAGGGUCCUAAAGGUGAUUUAGGACCCGCUGGCCUACCCGGUGAGAGGGGUGAACCUGGACCUCAAGGUCUCAGGGGUGAACCUGGAGCAGAUGGGCCAGAAGGAAGCAAUGGACCACCGGGAUCUCCUGGACCAGUGGGACCACAGGGCAAGCCUGGAGAAGCGGGAUUGCCUGGCAACCCAGGUACCGAAGGUGCAGCAGGUUUACAAGGUAGCCCGGGCGCUCCUGGGGAAAAGGGGGACACUGGCCCAAAGGGAGCACAGGGCGAGCCUGGUCCAUCAGGGCCCGUUGGACCACCAGGAGAAGUAGGCCAGCGAGGGAUACGAGGACCUCCAGGCCCUGUUGGCGAAACCGGUGCACCUGGGAUCAUGGGGCCGGUUGGGCAACCUGGUAAAAUAGGACCUCAAGGGCUCCAGGGACCAAGAGGGGAAAAGGGGGGGAGAGGACCGAAAGGCCACAUUGGAGAUACGGGUCCAAUGGGUUUGAAGGGUGACCAGGGGGAAAUUGGGAAGCAAGGACCUCCUGGACCCACUGGACCAUCGGGACCAAAAGGAGAAAUGGGACCGAUCGGCCCCGCAGGUCCUAAAGGUGACACCGGUCCUACUGGCACACCAGGGCCGGAAGGGGCUGUCGGGCCCAAGGGUAACCCGGGCCCUGAAGGCAGGCCGGGGCUUUCAGGCCCACCCGGAUCGCCGGGGCCCCCAGGCCCGCCGGCCCCGCCGCCAAUACUGCCGGCGGAACUGUUCGCGUCGACUAGGAGACGGAGAAGCGUAGACAAUGAUGUUGAAACCUCUACGGAUGACGACAUCGAAGAAGAUGGAGAAGAGGAGGACCAUACCUGGUGGGUGCGUCAAGUGAUGUCGGGCGUUGUGUCAGCGCGCGCGGCGGUGGAAGCGGCACGGCACCCACGCGGCACACGCGCCUCGCCCGCGCUCUCCUGCCGCGACCUGCGUGCUGCACACCACAACCUCACCGACGGUUACUACUGGAUAGACGCUCGCGGUGGUGACCGGCCCAUCCGCGUCUACUGCAAGGGAUCCAAUACUUGCGUGUAUCCGGACAACGCCGAGCAAGCUCUGUACACGGCCGAUGACAAACAUCGCUUCUCGCAGCUGAACAACGGAUACAGGAUAAGUUAUGACGGCGAGGGCUAUGGAAUUAUACAGCUGCGAUUCUUACGAUUGUUAUCGAAUGGAGCGAGACAAAACUUCACCUACACCUGUGUUAACACCAACACCGUGCAAAGAUCCGAUAUUCCAGAUGAAGUCACAAGAGCGCAUAACAUCAAAUUAUUCGGCUACAAUUCUGCUGAAUUUAAAGAGCCACGUUUGAUAAAAGACAACUGCAAGGAAGGCGUAGGUGAAAUAGUACUAGAAAUCCGAACUUCUAGGAGCGAAAAAUUGCCCAUUAGCGACUUCCAGCCUCCGUCCUUCACCGACGCUCACCAUCAGUUCACGUUCACAGUGGGACCGGUGUGUUUCACUUAGGUCCCCUAAAAACAUGAGGGUAGCUUUAACAUUAUGUACUUAAGACUGGAACCUUGUAAAUAUUGUAAAUAUAUUUGUGAUGACUGA
This is a messenger RNA of Chilo suppressalis (striped riceborer), 7528 nucleotides long. The record is from the annotation of a GenBank genome assembly. Lineage: Eukaryota; Metazoa; Arthropoda; Insecta; Lepidoptera; Crambidae.